Messenger RNA from Umbelopsis ramanniana AG, 1096 nucleotides. RefSeq lists its product as uncharacterized. The transcript is spliced from 7 exons. Lineage: Eukaryota; Fungi; Mucoromycota; Umbelopsidomycetes; Umbelopsidales; Umbelopsidaceae. Gene Ontology annotation, biological process: chromatin organization; regulation of DNA-templated transcription. The record is from RefSeq and is a predicted model, not a curated record. Gene Ontology annotation, cellular component: NuA4 histone acetyltransferase complex; nucleus; Rpd3S complex. Bases 42 to 908 code for a protein of 288 amino acids.
UUCAGCAUUACUCUCAAUCUCUCGGAUUGGCGUGAUCCACCAUGACCAAAACCUCCAAAACUCUUUUCACGGAAAAUGAAAAGGUCUUGUGUUUCCAUGGACCGCUGAUCUAUGAGGCAAAGGUACUACAAAGCGACAACGUUGCAGCCAAAGGAUUUCAAUACUUUAUACACUACAAAGGAUGGAAACAAACGUGGGACGAGUGGGUACCAGAAUCUCGUGUAUUGAAAUGGACGGAUGCCAACCUGGAGAAGCAAAAAACACUUCGCGAUCUUCAUUCAAAGAAAAAAGCUGAAAAAAUUGCAACAUCCGGGGAGCGAUCAACGGAGCAAAAGUCUACCACCCGUAAAAGAUCGAGGGAUACUGCAGAAGACACUGAGGAGGAAUACAUGAAGAGGAUGGAAAUAAAAAUUGUCAUACCGGAUGUUCUAAAGGGACAACUAGUGGAUGAUUGGGAAAAUGUCACAAAGAACCAGCAGCUCGUUACACUUCCACGAAAGCCAAACGUAACGCAGUUAUUGCAUCAAUUUAAAAAAGAGAAUACAACAAAGGAUAAAAAAGAGGAACAGCAGGUGGAAGAAGUUAUUGCUGGACUCAAGCUUUAUUUCAACAAAGCAUUGGGUUCCAUGUUACUGUAUAAGUUCGAACGUCAUCAAUAUGCGGAUAUUCGAAAGAGAUAUCCUAAGAAAGAAAUGUCUGAUAUCUAUGGCGCCGAACAUUUAUUACGGAUUUUUGUCCAGUUGCCAAGCUUAAUCACAUAUACAAACAUGGAUUCGCAUUCCAUACAGAUACUAAAGGCACACCUGGGGCAAAUAUUAGACUACAUGUUGAAGCACCAAAAAACACUAUUCAUGAAUGAAUAUAUCAACGCUGACCCUGGCUAUGUCUCUUUGGCUAAAAAUAAUUAAUUUGUAGUGCAACUCCCGCAGCUCACCCCUUUGUACAGACAGAUACCGGCACUUGGUCAUGUAUUCGAACGCAAAUGAAACACAUCACUUGUUAUUAUCAUUCCUAUGUUUAUUUUAAAGUCGGAUGCUUGGUAUUCUCAUAUUUAAAUACAAAAGUCAUGGAAAAAAUAUGAUAUAAUGAGUUGGCC